Phytophthora sojae is the source of this 852-nucleotide messenger RNA. RefSeq lists its product as hypothetical. The transcript has a single exon. Bases 1 to 852 code for a protein of 283 amino acids. Lineage: Eukaryota; Oomycota; Peronosporomycetes; Peronosporales; Peronosporaceae. The record is from RefSeq and is a predicted model, not a curated record.
AUGGUUGACAUCAUCAAGUUCAAGGAGAAGGAGGCGUACCGCGCCAUGUACGCCGAGAACCAAGCGCGCGUGGGUCUUUCCCCCGUGGCGGCCCACUUCCGAGACCGGUUCAAGCACGUGGGCCUCAUCAUGCAGAUGCACAAGCAGAACCAGCAAGUGCCGCAGGACGGCAUCAGUGGCCACUUCCAGAAGCUCCACGCGGAUCUCUACUCGGCCAACAGCAAGAACCGACCGACUAGCAGGUCGAUCGAAGCCGAUGAAGAGGAUUACGACUCGGACUACGACUCCAUGGACGACUACGACGACCCCGACAGCGCCCUCAAUACCCCCAUGACACCACCUGAACCUCUUCAAGUCACGAUCGAACCCCACUCCGGUAGAAAACAGAGCGACGAAGGUGUAUCGACCCCGCACGUGGAGCGGAUCUUCCCUACGCCCGAGGAGCUGGAACAAUUGACACCCGUGGACACCAAGGCAGCGCUGACCCUGUACGUGCAGAACCGAACUGCGAUGGGGGAGAUGCUGGACGGAUACGCGGAGCUGGUGGACACGCAGAUGGUCCCGACGCUCAAGAACUCGCUCAGUACGCGCAACCGCGGGGCGAUAGUGGAGGCGCUGGACUUCGUGGCUCGAGCGUCCGAGUUCGUCUGCGCGCGUCGUGUUCAGGUGUUCGUGGCCAAGUUGCUGCACGCCGUGUCCGAAAGCGACGUCGGGGACUUCACCAGUUUCCAGAAGGAGUUUGACGAGCUGGUGAUUGAACUGCAGGGCGCAGUCAACUUCAUCCGCUUCUUCCUGCAGACUAGAGCGGCUCGACGGAAGAACAAGGAGACUAAACGCAUGGAAAUACGAUAA